UUAGCCCGUCUCGAACGUUUCCUAUCAUGUGUUAGCAUUCAGCGAGCGGAUAGCAAAGCAAAGCUACAGUACGUGGUUGUUCGGAUACACAACGUGUAAUUCUCUGUUGGGCAGCAGAUUUCAACCGGGAGGGACAAUAAAAACAGUUUGAAGCCUCUUUUUCAAAUAUGAUGUUGGCAAACUAACUGUACGUUUCUGUCUGUCGUUCAGCCAUGAAUUUCCAGGAGUGGUUACAGUUACUUCGAUCCAACAUGGGACUUCAAGUUUCCGAAUCAGAUCGGGCUGGAGACUGGUGUCCGCUGUCCCUGCCUUCAUCUUUCUCGCUGUCCUCUCUGUCCUCGUUGUCCCUGCUGGGUAUCGGAGCCCUUGCCUCGCUCACCGCAUACUGGCUGGUGACCCGUCCGCGGCCCAUGCGCCCUCCCUGUGACCUUCAGGCCCAAUCUGUCGCUGUGAAUGGGGAUCCCAGCUGCAGGCGAUCAGCUCUCCUUCAAGAUGACUCGCUCCUGGAGUUCUACCAUGAUGACACCAGGACGGCUUAUGACAUGUUCCAGAGAGGCCUGAGGAUUGCAGGUAACGCACCAUGUCUUGGCUUCAGGAAGCCAGGCCAACCCUACCAGUGGAUAUCCUACACUGAGGUGGCCGAACGAGCGCAGAUGAUGGGUUCUGGUCUGUUGGCUCGAGGCUGCAAGCCCAACCCGGAGCAAUUUGUUGGUAUAUUUUAUUGCUGCUUUGUCUCCCUCUGUUGGCGGCAGUGGGUCAUUACAGAGCUGGCCUGCUACACUUACUCCAUGGCCUUGGUUCCUCUUUAUGACACACUGGGGCUGGAGGCCAUGGUCCAUAUUCUCCACUUGGCGGAGAUCUCCCUGGUGGGGUGCGACCGUGAAGAGAAGGCCGCUUCCCUGUUGGAGAAUAAGGAGAAGGGCGUCACUCCCAAACUCUGCUGUCUGGUUCUCUUCGACGACUUCAGCGAGGCUUUCGCCGAGAGGGCCUGUGGUUGCCAGGUGGAGGUUCUCACACUGACACAGCUCAUGGAUCUCGGAAGGCAGAACCUCAAAGAGCCUUUGCCCCCCCAGCCUCAGGAUCUGGCCGUGGUUUGCUUCACCAGUGGAACCACAGGCAAGCCCAAGGGAGCCAUGAUCACCCACGGCAACAUCGCCUCGAACACUUCCUCUGUCAUUAAGAUCCUGGAGGGUUCUUUUGUCAUCCGACAAGAAGACGUUUCCAUUUCCUACCUGCCUCUGGCACACAUGUUUGAGAGGAUGAUCCAGGUGGGCUGAUCGCAGGACAACUCAUCGAGAAGUUAAUUAAUGGUGUCUUGUAGCAAUUGAGCUGCAAGAGCGUUGAUUGUUUAUUCAUUAUUCGCCGUUAGAAGCAAGACAUGUGAGCUAUGAUGGAGCGUAUGGGAGAUCGUUCAAAGUGUAUGAGAGUAUGAAUUCACGACAAAAAUAAGAACCUGAAAUGUGCUUGUAUCCUGC
Molecule: messenger RNA, 1475 nt
Organism: Hippocampus comes (tiger tail seahorse)
Lineage: Eukaryota; Metazoa; Chordata; Actinopteri; Syngnathiformes; Syngnathidae
Product: long-chain-fatty-acid--CoA ligase 1-like
Exons: 11
Coding region: 213-1277 (354 amino acids)
Biological process (GO): long-chain fatty acid metabolic process
Cellular component (GO): membrane; endoplasmic reticulum
Molecular function (GO): long-chain fatty acid-CoA ligase activity
Source: RefSeq, a predicted model, not a curated record